CAUCUUUUAUUUUCCCUCGAACAUCUGUACCAUCCCAACGCCCUCAUUCUGCCAUUUGCGACGGCGCACUCAAGUCCGAAGUUAGAAUUCAUCGUGUUGUGCGGCAUCUUCUCCCGCUGUCUGCGCUGCUUGUGGGGCUCUGGCCACUCUCCAAACCAGUCGACCAGGUACUGCAACAUGUCUGGACAGCUACGCGUGGCUGUGAUUGGCUCCCAGACGCGCCACCCGGACUCUCCAUUGGCCUACACAGUCUACCGAACAUCCGUGAACUACGACGGGCUGUGCUACCACCGCCUUAUCCGUUUCCGCCAGUUCUCGCACUUCGGCAAGAGGCUGAAGCUGGCACCGCAAGCGCCGCGUAUCUCCGUAAAGUUACCGCCCAAGCUUUGGUGGAGUCGCAAGGCUUCACUGCAGCCCGAGACCGUUGAAGCGCGUCAAGUGAUACUCAAUGAGUACAUGCAGCAGGUCUGCACGCGUCCAAUGACGCCUCGUAGCCAAGAGAGACUCCUGAAGCUGCUGCAGGUCGGGGAAUACGCGCCCAAGGAGGAGGAAGACCGAGUUAUCAAUAGUGCACUCAGCUCCAGGCGUCCCAGCACCAGUUUCCUGGAACCCACAUCCGAAAUUGCAAGCAAAAGUUCCCUCCACAAGGCGAUAGUGGAGGAGGAAAGUUUGCCCGACUCUGCUGCCGUUGAGAAGGAGAAACAGCCGCAAGAUUCGCUUACGGACGAGGAAGAGCCGAGUCCAGAGGAGCACAAUAGACUGAACCUCACCGUUCUCCGCCAGGACUCGCAGAGCUCCAGCAACCCCGCGGCUGACGACGCGGAGAUGCGAGAUGGGCCACUGUCGGCGCCGCUGUCGCCCGUGUUGCCGGUCAAGACGAUUCCUGUCAGUAUGUCGUUGAACUCGCAGCACAUGAAACGCGUCAUGUUCGGGUCUCGUGGGGAUUCGGAUCUUCUGGCUCUCAAGGAAGGAGGCAGAGACUCGACCGGCAGUGGGUCCGACUUCUCGUCGACGCCGGAGCGCCACUAUUUUGGUCAGAUAAAGAACUGCAUUGCUAGUAUCGAGGAUAUUAUGGACAGCAGUCGCAAACUCGAGGUCCGCAUUCGCGAGAAGCAGGAGGCCAACCAACCAGCGAGGCUUUUCUAGAGAUUUGCGACGUGGUAAGGCGCGCGUGAGACGGACGUGUGAGCUCUUUGCCAAGACGUCGACUGCUGAAAGGCCGAAGGGGGAGGGAGCUCUCAAUAUUUAUCGACACGUGGACACCAACGUCUGCCUCCCCAGCGAAUGCUGCACGACUCCACGACUCGGUGGUAAUUGUUACAAUAAAAAAAUAUGCUUUUGAUUUUUCAAGGUUUGAGAUGCAAAACCAAAAGUUGCCAUUUUCCACGAGUUUGUAUUAGUCAUCGUGAUGCAAACGAAUAGGAUCGU
Messenger RNA from Phytophthora nicotianae INRA-310, 1428 nucleotides. RefSeq lists its product as hypothetical. NCBI's taxonomy places the organism in Eukaryota, Oomycota, Peronosporomycetes, Peronosporales, Peronosporaceae. The coding region runs from base 178 to 1146 and encodes 322 amino acids. The record is from RefSeq and is a predicted model, not a curated record. Gene Ontology annotation, molecular function: phosphatidylinositol binding. The transcript has a single exon.